This is a messenger RNA of Epinephelus lanceolatus (giant grouper), 3713 nucleotides long. RefSeq lists its product as uncharacterized. The record is from RefSeq and is a predicted model, not a curated record. Lineage: Eukaryota; Metazoa; Chordata; Actinopteri; Perciformes; Serranidae. Gene Ontology annotation, biological process: regulation of DNA-templated transcription. Gene Ontology annotation, molecular function: DNA-binding transcription factor activity, RNA polymerase II-specific; RNA polymerase II cis-regulatory region sequence-specific DNA binding.
UGUUAGCAUGUAUAUGUUGAAUUAGCUGGAAAACGACAGUCGCAGCGCAGAUAGUGAUUUGUAUUACGAAUAAGCAACAAUGUCUUCAGCUGAGUAUCUGAGAGAGUUUGUUAAUGAGAGACUAACUGCUGCUGCUCAAGAAAUAUUCGGAGUUUUUCAUAAAACUAUCGUCGAGUAUGAAGAAGAGAUCAAUCGUCAGAGGAGGCUGUUGAUGAAUAUCGUUUGGGAACCUCAAAUAAAGUUACACAGCAAGGAGCUCCCACAGCAACAUGUGUGUAAGGAGGAGGAGGUUCUCUCUGAGCAGCAGCUCUGUAUUCAGGAGAUUAAAGAGGAAGAGGAGGAACUCUGCACCAGUCAGGAGGGAGAGCAGCUUGUACUGAAGCAGGAGACUGAUGCCUCCAUGUUGACUCCUACUCAUGAGGAAAGAGACCACAGUGAAGAUCAGACUCUGAACUUCAAUUCCGACGACACUCUGAGUGCAGCAGAGGAGGAGUUUGAAAUUGACGUAUCAGUUACAAGCCCAGCUGUAUCAGAAGCUAACAGUGACCAGCAGCUCGUCUCUCACAACUCUCCUGAAGCUGAGAGCCAAGAUCAGAAAGAAGGCAAACAUGGAGACUCGGGAUCAACUAGAAAUGCAGAACCAAAGAAAAGAAAUCACAAAAGCAGAAGUCAGGGCAACAAUGACAACAACUCUGACUUGACUGAGAUUAAAUCCUUUAAGUGUGAAAAAUGUGGCAGCGAGUUUAAGUAUAAGUCAGCACUGUGGAAGCACCUGAGAAUACACCCAGAUGAGGAGCCAUAUUCUUGCAAAACAUGUGGAAAAGAGUUCACGUAUAACAGCAGCUUGUUGGCCCACAUGAGCACACACAGGGUUGAGAGGCCGUUCACAUGCAAAACAUGUGGGAGAGCUUUCAAACACAACGGUAUGUUGAAAGUCCACAUGAGAAGAGCCCACACAGGAGAGAAGCAGAACCUCUGCAAGUUCUGCGGUAAAAGAUUCUCCGCAAUGUCAGUGCUGAAAAGGCAUGAGAGAAUCCACACAGGGGAGAAACCGUAUAGUUGUAAAACGUGUGGGAAAGAUUUCAGACUUAAAAGUGAGUUGUUGGUCCACAUGAGAGUCCACACUGGUGAGAAACCGUAUACUUGCGAAACGUGUGGGAAAGACUUUGGAUAUAACAGUCACUUGUUGGCACACAUGAGAACACACACAGGUGAGAGGCCGUUUACAUGCCAAACAUGUGGGGAAGAUUUCAGACGUAACUAUGAAUUAACAGUCCACAUGAGAAGAGCCCACACUAACGAGAAGCCGUACCUUUGCAACACCUGUGGGAAAAGUUUCUGUGACUUGUUUGUAUUGAAAAGGCAUUUGAGAAUCCACACAGGCGAUAAGCCAUAUACCUGUAAAACAUGUGGGAAAGAUUUCAGACGUAAUAGUGACUUGCUGGUCCACACGAGAAUCCACACGGGCGAGAAGCCGUUUACCUGUAAAACAUGCGGGAAAGAUUUCAGACGUAACUAUGAAUUGACAGUCCACAUGAGACGAGCCCACAGUGAUGAGGAGCCAUUCCUUUGUAAGACCUGCGGGGAAAGAUUUGACUCAGAGUCUGAAUUGGAAAGUCAUAUAAGUGUGCAUACAGACAAUAAUGCUCUGGAAUGCGGCAGUCGCGGCGCAGAUGAUUAUUUAAUUAGUAAUAAAGCAACAAUGUCUUCAGCUGAGUAUCUGAGAGAGUUUGUUAAUGAGAGACUAACUGCUGCUGCUCAAGAAAUAUUCGGAGUUUUUCAGAAAACUAUCGUCGAGUAUGAAGAAGAGCUCGACCGUCAGAGGAAAAUGUUGAUGAAUAUCGUGUGGGAACCCCAAAUUAAGUUGCACAGUACGGAGCUCCCACAGCAACAUGUGUGUAAGGAGGAGGAGGUUCUCUCUGAGCAGCAGCUCUGUAUUGAAGAGAGGAACUCCAGUGUGGACCAAGAGGAGCCAGAGCCUCCACAGAUUAAAGAGGAAGAGGAGGAAGAGCAUGGGACUGACGCCUCCAUGUUGAUCCCUCCUUAUGAGGACAGUGACCACGGUGAAGAUCAGAACCUGAACUUCAAUUCUGACAACACUCUGAGUGCAGCAGAGGAGGAGUUUCAGGUCGAUGUAUCAGGUAUAAGCCCCGUGGUAUCAGAAGAACACAGUUACCACCAGCUCCUCUCUCACAGCUCUCCUGCAGCUGAGAGCCAACAUCAAAGAGGAGACAAACAUGGAGACUCGGGAUCGACUAGAAACGCAGAACCAAAACCAAAGAAAAGACGUCACAAAAGCAGAGGUUACAGUAGCACUGUGAACAACUCUAACUUCUCAGAGAUUCACUGUAAUACUCACACAGGUAAAAAGACUUUCAAAUGUGAAAAGUGUGGGAAUGAGUUUAAGUAUAGGGCAGCAUUUUGGAAACACCUGAGAGUCCACACAGGUGAGAAGCCAUACUCUUGCAAAAUAUGUGGAAAAGGUUUUAUAUAUAACAGCGGCUUGUUGGCCCACAUGAGAAUACACACAGGUGAGAAGCCAUUUACAUGCAAAACAUGUGGGAGGGCGUUCAAACACAACGGUGAGUUGAAAAUCCACACAAGAAGAGCCCACACUGGUGAGAAGCCGUACCUUUGCAAGUUUUGUGGGGAGAGAUUCUGCGACAUGUUGUCAUUGAAAAGGCACACGAGUAUCCACACAGGUCAGAAGCCGUAUUCUUGCAAAAUAUGUGGGAAAGAUUUUGGAUAUAAUAGUCACUUGUUGGCACACGUAAGAACACACACAGAUGAGAGGCAGUUUAUAUGUAACACAUGUGGGGAAGCUUUCAGACGUAACUAUGAGCUGACAGUCCACAUGAGAAGAGCCCACACAGGUGAGAAGCCGUACCUUUGCAAGUUCUGUGGGAAAAGUUUCUGUGAGAUGUCAGUGUUGAAAAGGCAUGUGAGAAUCCACACAGGUGAGCGGCCUUAUACCUGUCAAACAUGUGGGAAAGAUUUCAGACUUCAUAGUGGCUUGACAGUCCACAUGAGAAUCCACACUGGCGACAAUCCGUAUACCUGCAAAAUAUGUGGGAAAGAUUUUGGAUAUAACAGUGACUUUAAAAGCCACAUGAGAAUCCACACGGGUGAGAAACCAUAUUCAUGCAAAACGUGUGGACGAGAGUUCAGACGUCGUGACGGCUUGCUGCUCCACACGAGAAUCCACACAGGUGAGAAGCCGUUCACCUGUAAAACAUGUGGUAAAGAUUUCAGGCGGAACUAUGAAUUGACAGUCCACAUGAAAAGAGCCCACGCUGACGAGGAGUCGCAUCUUUGCCAGACCUGCGGGGAAAGAUUUGUUUCAGUGUCUGAACUGCAAAGUCAUACAAGCGUGCACACAGACACGUAGUUUUCUGUUGUAACACAUACAAGUGAGAACCCCAAUAACUGCAGCACUUGGGGAUUUUUUUUUCUCAAAUCACAUAUUUGGAAAAGAAAGAAAAUCCAAGGGAACAUUUGCAGGAGAAACCGUUGAGCUGAACCUCCUGUGGAGACGUGUUCACCAACUGAAUGAAACACUUUUGCCACAUCUGUUACUUCAUACAGUUUAUUUCCCACAAAGUUGAUAUGUCAAUAUCUUGCUGUAAAAUUUUGCUUCACAUGAAUGUUACAUUUCUCAAUAUUUUAUGUUUGAAACAACUGUAAUCUCCCAAAUAAAGUAAACUGCACAGUGG